AAUAUUUGAAAAGUUUACCCCCCUACAAACAUGAAGGUCUUUUCAUUCUCCAAGAUAUUAAUCUUCGUUCUUGCAAGUCUGGCUGGGUAUGAAGCGACACGGAUACAAAGAUUAAAAGAACAUGCAGUUCAAUACAGCAUCGACGAGUUAAAAAUACGACAAGCAAUUAUAUGUCAACCGUGUCACAAUGAUCCGCGAUGUGCCGUUGUACAUGAUUACUUAACGUGUGCACAUAAAUGCUACUACGGAUCGCAGAGCCAAUUGUUUGAAAAGCGGGCAGAUUGUGUUGACUUUUAUGCUUGCGAGGACGAAUGCUCAUAUACCUCAAACUACAUUCCACGUCCCAAUGAAUGCGACUUGGUUUUCCAAUGUUAUGAAUGCGUGUUGGGCCACCCACAAUGUCAAUCCUUCAAUGACAUGCCGCACUGCGUUGCACACCCUCGUUCUGUAUCUAAAGAAGUGCAAAGAACUGGAAGUCCUGAUGAACUGAUGAUCCGAACAUGGUCGUGCACCGAGUGCGACACAGAUCGUCAAUGCUUAGAGUUUAUGCCGGUGAUCUCAUGUCUUCGAGCACAUUGUCCUAUUCCAACAACAGUAUCAUACAAAGUAUGCAAGGAAUUUGAAUCUUGCUAUGAUUGGUGUUACAGUUUACAAAACUUGGUUUUCUAUGGUUCACCCCCUAAGUGUGGAAUGGACCCAAUCCGUUGCCUCACUUGCGUGAAAGAAAAAUGUCAAGCGCCUACUUCUCCACCGGAAUGUUUGUAUCGUUUUGCUGCAUGAACCUUUUGACCAAGCGCUAAGGCGACAACUUAACUGGUUGCAGACCCUUUUGUGUCACAAUAACGUUUUCAUCGCAAGGAGAACUUAUACGUUGUUGCAUUUUUUAAUAUUUGCAUGCUUUGAUAAAAACAAUAAUAAAAUCUGUAAUUUUAACCAGCUUUAUGCGUUAUUUAAAUAAAAAGAUUUACGUGCCCAAUAAUCGUCAAGCGUUUGGAGUUGGAAGCUCGAUAUUAAAGGUUCAAAACUCGCCGUGUUA
Ciona intestinalis (vase tunicate) is the source of this 1036-nucleotide messenger RNA. NCBI's taxonomy places the organism in Eukaryota, Metazoa, Chordata, Ascidiacea, Phlebobranchia, Cionidae. The record is from RefSeq and is a predicted model, not a curated record.